This is a messenger RNA of Eimeria mitis, 309 nucleotides long. RefSeq lists its product as uncharacterized. NCBI's taxonomy places the organism in Eukaryota, Apicomplexa, Conoidasida, Eucoccidiorida, Eimeriidae. The record is from RefSeq and is a predicted model, not a curated record. The transcript has a single exon. The coding region runs from base 1 to 309 and encodes 102 amino acids.
AUGCCAGGCAGAGGCCGGGGGGCCCCUGGGGGCCCCAGGGGGGGCCCCCGCAGGGGCCGCAGCAGCAAACCCCAGAGGGGCUGUCGCCAUACCCCCUCAAUAGAAGAGGUGAUGGCGAGGAACGCAGCAGCAAGCAGCUCAGAAGACAGCGAGCAAGAACAAGAGGAAACACAGCAGCAGCAGCAGCAGCAGCAGCAGCAACAUGGGCGCAGAGGACCACUCGCACAGCUGGAUGAUGAAGUGCGUCAGUACAACCACAUGCAGCAGCAGCAGCAGCAGCAGCAGCAGCAGCUGGAGCAGCAGCAGUAG